This is a messenger RNA of Dichotomopilus funicola, 855 nucleotides long. RefSeq lists its product as uncharacterized. The coding region runs from base 1 to 855 and encodes 284 amino acids. The record is from RefSeq and is a predicted model, not a curated record. Lineage: Eukaryota; Fungi; Ascomycota; Sordariomycetes; Sordariales; Chaetomiaceae. The transcript is spliced from 2 exons.
AUGAGCGCAACCCCGGUCCAACAACUUCUGGAGCCCCUCGCGGGUGCCAGCCCCUCCUCCGCAACGUCUGACGAUGCGGUCCAAGCGGCUGUGCAGGGGUUCAACGACCUGGCGCAACAGCAGUAUCGACCGCACCAGCAGCAGGAUCAGGAGCAGGAGCAGAAGCAAGAUGGCGGAGAUAACACUGCGACUGCGGCUGGCCCAGCUUCGUCCGCCCUCGGAGACUUUCUCUGGGACGCCUUCGGGGCCGUCUUCAAGGCCGUCGGGCGAACCCCGGCUGCGCAGCAGGGGAAGCUGCUCGAUUUCCUGACCCAGCUCCAGGCGAUUAAGGCGACGGACAACGACGGGAAGACCCUGAAGCAUGAAGAUGGCGAGGUGUGGAACGACCUCCCUUCGUUUGGGUGGGUAGCGAGGGAUCUGUGGAAUUUCGAUGCGAACAACCUCUCAGCAGAAGACCGUGCCAAGGUGGAAAACUGGACAGCUUUCCUUGCGCAACUCACAGCGCGAUCUGCCUCCGGAGCGACCGACAGCCCGUUUGACUUCUCAACGUUUGCGUUGUGGGCGAUGCGUGAUGCAUUCGAGACGAACCAACAAGGCGCCGCCUCGCAGCCCGCGGCUCGGCUGGCUGCGCUGUGGGUGCGAUUUGCCGGGGACCGCCUCCGUCAAUUGUCAGUCGACGCCACCGCCUUGAGUGGGCGGUUGGGGGCGCCUGCGGGCAAGUAUGCGGAGCGUGAGUGGAAGGGGUUCAAUGAGGAUCGAUGGAACGCGUGGGGGGAGGAGCUGAAAGCUGCACAGAACCAAUACGCUUCGGAUGACACCAUCGAGCAGGCGGUAAAGCAUGUUGUUGGUCUCUAA